This is a messenger RNA of Chelonus insularis, 798 nucleotides long. RefSeq names its product Coiled-coil-helix-coiled-coil-helix domain containing 2 (gene Chchd2). The record is from RefSeq and is a predicted model, not a curated record. Bases 122 to 553 code for a protein of 143 amino acids. The transcript has 3 exons. Gene Ontology annotation, biological process: mitochondrion organization. Lineage: Eukaryota; Metazoa; Arthropoda; Insecta; Hymenoptera; Braconidae. Gene Ontology annotation, cellular component: nucleus; mitochondrion.
UUACGCAACUUUAUCGACCAAGUCGUGGUUUUAUUAACGAAAACCUGACUCAGUUACAAAGAGAAUCACAAAGUGUACGUACGCAAAUUAAACUUUAAACAAAUUUCAAGUGAUAAUCAACAUGCCACGACGAGGACGUGCUGCUGCUCCUCCUCCAAGGACGGUUAGGCCUUCUCAUCCACCAGCGAGGGCCAUGCCACCAGCCCCAGCACCUGCAGCUCCAGCAGCUCCAAUGGUCGCCCAACCAUCUCAAGGGCCAUCAUUGAUGGGACAAAUGGCAGCUACUGCUGGAGGUGUAGCUAUCGGAUCUGCAGUUGGACAUACAAUUGGACAUGCUAUGACUGGAUUAUUCAGUGGAGGCUCUAGCGAGGCUGCAGCUCCAGCUGCUGCUGCACCAGUACCACAACAAAGCAUGCCAUCUGCUCCUGCUGGUGGUGCAUGUGCUUGGGAGGUCAAACAAUUCCUCGAAUGUGCUCAAACACAGCAAGAUUUGACACUCUGUGACGGCUUUAACGAGGCUUUACGUCAAUGCAAGAUGGCUAAUCACAUUUAAAAUCGUAGUAUUAAUCCUAAUAGCAAAUCAACACGACAUGAAAAAAAUUCGCAAUACCAUCUUGCAAUAUUAAGUAUUUUGAAAUUAAAUGUAAUAGAAAAGUGGGAGAAAGUAAUAAAUUAGAUAUUAAACAUUUUAUUUCUUUUUUUUGCUUCUGCAACCUUGUUGAAUAUGAAGAUUUAAUUCGAAACAAUGUAAAAGAAAACCUUGUAAUGAUAAAUAAAUUUCUUUUGGCAUUAAAAUAA